CACACAGCAACAUCUAAUAACAGCUUUAUUUGCUCUAUUAGAAGACAACAAAUGACUUCUAAUUCAUCUUCUGGUUUCAUGAUUUUCACAGUAUUUCUUAUUAUUUCCCCUUGCUUAUUGCCGUGUCAAGCACAGCUUUCUGAUGAAAGCUUCUAUGACGAGACUUGUCCUCGUGCCCUGAGCAUUAUAAGGGGACGUAUUAGUGCAGCCGUUGCGAGUGAACUCAGAAUGGCUGCUUCGCUCAUUCGCCUUCAUUUCCAUGAUUGCUUUGUCCAGGGUUGUGAUGCAUCAAUCCUGUUGAAUGAUGCACAAGGCGAAAGGAGUUCAAUCAGUAAUGCCAACUCCGUCAGAGGAUUUGAAGUCAUUGAGGCUAUCAAGGCUGAAUUAGAGGAGCAAUGUGCCCAAACUGUUUCAUGUGCUGACAUAGUUGCAGUAGCAGCUGGUGAUGCAUCCGUUGCUGAAAGUAACUUUCAGUUAGUAAUCUUCAAAUCCUUUUUAGCAGUUAGUGGACCGACUUGGCCAGUGAAGCUUGGAAGAUUAGACUCUCCUACAGCUGCACCCGUAGCUGAUGCCGAUGCCAACCUUCCCCGCUUUGAUAAUACUCUCCCCCAACUGAUAACAUUCUUCAGUCGCAAGGGAUUUAAUGAAAGAGAAUUGGUUGCCCUUUCAGGAGCGCAUACAUUUGGACGAGCAAAAUGCUUUUUCUUCCGUGACAGGGUCAACGGCAAUGGAAAUGAUAUUGAUGCUGGAUUUGCCAGAACUAUAGUGGACACAGUUCCUUGUCCUGGUGAUGGGUCAGGGGAUGACAACCUUGGAAACCUCGACUUUUUCACUCCUGAAACUUGGGAUAACAGGUACUUCAUGAAUCUUAUUGAAAAUAGAGGCCUUCUUGCAUCAGACCAGGCACUUCACAGCGGCGGAUCCACUGACAGCAUCGUUGAAGAGUAUGCCAUUAACGGAGCAAGGUUCAGGUCUGAUUUUGCAGCUGCCAUGAUAAAGAUGGGAGAUUUACCCCCUCCAAAUGGUUUGCAAGGCCAGAUACGAAGGGUCUGCAGUGUUCCUAAUUGAUUUGAGAAAGGAUAAUUCAAAUUUCAACAUUGUCUUUAUAAGCUGAUUUGGUCUUAAUUUAUUGUAUUGUAAAAUAAAUAGGGGGAAACUAUUGCAUCCCACUGCCUUUUUUUAUGUUCUUACUUAAUUGUAUGGUGUGAUUUUUGU
Molecule: messenger RNA, 1215 nt
Organism: Ricinus communis (castor bean)
Lineage: Eukaryota; Viridiplantae; Streptophyta; Magnoliopsida; Malpighiales; Euphorbiaceae
Product: lignin-forming anionic peroxidase
Exons: 4
Coding region: 52-1068 (338 amino acids)
Biological process (GO): response to oxidative stress; hydrogen peroxide catabolic process
Molecular function (GO): peroxidase activity; heme binding
Source: RefSeq, a predicted model, not a curated record